GUUUAACACCUGUUUUAGGGCAGUUUCGAGAGGACCUACAUGAACUGGGGCCUGAGUAGCCAGGGGCCCCGUUUCACUAACUCCAGCCCUGACAGAUGUGCAGGUCUAUAAAUGUUAAUAGUGAUUUAAUAUGAGAAGCCUGAUAAUUACAUUGUUACUAUGGAGUAUUGGUGGAUAAUCAGUGCACCCCCAGCACAUUUAUAUGGAUGGGGCCCUGAGAUUUCUUAUGGCAGCUCGGCAUAGAGAAUGAGAAUUAUAUGGAGUUACCUGGAGCUGCACAGGGAAUCGGCCCUUUGACUUCUGGGGCCACAGAACAAAUGUGUCACAGAAUUACCUGCCCCCCCGGAGCAACGGAAUAUUAUACAGAAUGGAAUCAUUCAGAAAAGUCUUUUUUUUAAUAUCCCCACAGUGUAAAAAUGGAGUCACUUCUACCAUCCGCCGAUGCCCAACUCAGCGUCUUCGAUAGCUCUGAUACUCCAGGAGAAAUAAAGAAGUAUAUACAGUCGAAUGCGAAAAAUGACCCCAGAUUCCUAGAGCUGCAGACGUUCCUGAUUGAUUGGAUUAACACCGAACUGAAAGAGGAGCACAUUGUGGUGAAGAGCAUUGAGGAGGACCUGUAUGAUGGGCUCGUUCUUCAUCAUCUGCUCAAAACAAUUGCGGGAAUGAAACUGGAAGUGGAGGAAAUUGCACUGUCAGCCAACAGCCAGAAGCGCAAGUUGGGAAUCAUUAUGGAGGCCAUAUCCCAGAGUCUGCAGCUGCAGGAGACUGACCUGAAAUGGAGCAUAAAUGAGAUCCACAACAAGGACCUACUGUGCACGUUGCACCUCAUUGUGGCCCUCGCUCAGCACUUCCGACCGGACUUGGAGCUUCCGGCCAACGUGGGAGUAGAAGUGAUCAGAGUGGAGCCGAACCGAAGUGGAAUUAAAACGGAGAACGUUAUUGAAUAUAUUACUGGCAGCAGGGACGGAGAUGCCAAAUCAAAGCCCGACGCGUUCGAUCACCUGUUUGAACAGAAUCCCGAAAAAGUGGAAGAUGUAAAGAAGGCGAUCAUAAAUUUUGUGAACAAACACUUGGUAAACCUGAGCCUGACGGUGACGGAGCUGGAGAGCCAGUUUGCUGAUGGCGUAAUCCUCCUGCUCCUCAUCGGGCAACUGGAAGGCUAUUUCAUGAAUCUCAGCUCCUUUUUCCUGACUCCCGGCACCCAGGAAGACAAGGUUCAUAACGUCUCGCUGGCACUGGAUCUUCUUUUGGAAGGAGGGAUCAUAGAGAAUCCUAUUAACCCUGCAGAUAUAGUGAAUGGGGAUCUAAAAGCGACUCUGCGGCUCCUGUACGGACUGUUCCUGAGACACAAGCGCAGGUAGAACCGGUCCCGGCAGAAUCAGCACCGGGGGAGCCCGUAAAUAAUUAUUCUAUUCUAAUUAGUGCCGGGCAGUUCGUUAUAAAUAAAUACAUCCAGUUCCUCU
Xenopus laevis (African clawed frog) is the source of this 1463-nucleotide messenger RNA. RefSeq names its product parvin gamma S homeolog (gene parvg.S). The transcript is spliced from 12 exons. Gene Ontology annotation, molecular function: actin binding. NCBI's taxonomy places the organism in Eukaryota, Metazoa, Chordata, Amphibia, Anura, Pipidae. Gene Ontology annotation, cellular component: plasma membrane; cytoskeleton; actin cytoskeleton. Bases 417 to 1361 code for a protein of 314 amino acids. The record is from RefSeq and is a predicted model, not a curated record. Gene Ontology annotation, biological process: establishment or maintenance of cell polarity regulating cell shape; cell adhesion; substrate adhesion-dependent cell spreading.